Molecule: messenger RNA, 2022 nt
Organism: Phyllostomus hastatus (greater spear-nosed bat)
Lineage: Eukaryota; Metazoa; Chordata; Mammalia; Chiroptera; Phyllostomidae
Gene: OMA1
Product: OMA1 zinc metallopeptidase
Exons: 9
Coding region: 203-1756 (517 amino acids)
Biological process (GO): protein quality control for misfolded or incompletely synthesized proteins; mitochondrial protein processing
Cellular component (GO): mitochondrial inner membrane
Molecular function (GO): metalloendopeptidase activity
Source: RefSeq, a predicted model, not a curated record
GGCUCUAAAACAGGUCAUGCCUCAUAAUUCUUCAGAAUUAAUCCCUCCUUUAAUUCAGUAUUUAGGCUCUAGAACUUCUUCAUGGAGGCAGCAUGCAUGAAAGUGUUUCUGUAUCAAAGCAGCUUCCACUUCUGGGGAAAAUGGAGUUGCCCCAGGUUGGGUUGCCUGGAAAUAGCCUCAGAGAUAAUCAAGCAAAAGAAAGAUGAACUUUGUCCAUGGAUUGCAGUAUGCUACUAGAAACUGUUUUUUUUUCCGAUUUAAUUUACCGACCAACUGGAGAAAAUGUAAUGCACUAGCUGUAACCUCACUGGACUGUCAUCAAGCACAAAUUAACCAUAUAGUAAAUAAGUGUCAGGGCCUCGGAGUAGAUCAGAGAGAUCAGUGUGAUGGAUUGACUUCUCUGCCUGGAAACUUUAAUUUUUAUAGCACUUUUAAUAACAAAAGAACAGGAUACCCCUCGAGGAUCAAAAGGAAGGACAUUUGGUUGAUUACCCGAAAACAUGCUGCAUGGAGUGACUUCUUUUCAAGACAGAAACUGAUAGAAGUUGCAGUAGUUCCUGCUCUUUCAGUAUUGCGUCCUGUAAACUAUUUUCCCACAAGAGAGAUCAGGAGUUUCCACACUUCUCCACACGUUCAGGCUGCUCCCAUUCCUCUCUUGUUGAUAAUUCUUAAACCAGUGCAGAAACUACUUGCAAUCAUUGUUGGCAGGGGCAUAAGGAAAUGGUGGCGUGCACUUCCUCCUAACAAGAAGGAGCUGUUUAAAGAAAGUGUCAGGAAGAAUAAAUGGAAAUUAUUCCUGGGUUUGAGUAGUUUUGGAUUGCUCUUCGUAGUGUUUUACUUUACUCACCUGGAAGUGAGUCCAAUCACAGGAAGGACCAAGCUACUACUAUUGGGGAAAGAACAUUUCAGUCUUUUGUCAGAACUGGAAUGUCAAGCAUGGAUGGAAGAAUACAAAAAUGAUAUGCUAACUGAGAAUGAUGCCCAGUACCUGACCAUUAAAGAAGUGUUUUAUCAUUUGAUUGAAUGCAAUAAAGAUAUUCCAGGGAUCUCUGAGGUCAAUUGGAUUAUUCAUGUGGUUGAUUCCCCCGAUGUAAAUGCCUUUGUGCUUCCAAAUGGACAUGUGUUUGUCUUCACGGGGCUUAUUAGUGUGUCGGAUAUUCAUCAGCUUUCCUUCAUUUUGGGCCAUGAAAUAGCACAUGCAGUACUUGAGCACGCUGCAGAAAAGGCCAGUGUGGUUCAUUUAUUGGAUUUCCUAGGUCUGAUUUUUCUCACAAUGAUUUGGGCCGUUUGUCCUCGAGAUAGCUUGGCAAUUUUGGGCCAGUGGUUACAGUCUAAAUUGCAGGAGUAUUUGUUCAGUAGACCAUAUAGUAGAACAUUGGAGGCUGAGGCGGACAAAAUUGGACUACACAUUGCUGCAAAGGCUUGUGUGGACGUCAGAGCCAGUAUGGUGUUUUGGCAGCAGAUGGAACUUGCAGAUAGCCUCUCUGGUCAUCCCAAGUUGCCAGAAUGGUUGUCCACACACCCUUCUCAUGGAAACCGAGUGGAGAACCUAAAUAGACUCAUACCUGAGGCUCUCAAAAUUAGAGAGGUCUGUAAUUGCCCACCACUUUCUGGACCAGACCCUCGACUAAUGUUCAAACUCACCAUGAAGCAUUUUCUUGAAGAGUCAGAGAAAGAGGACCCAAAUAGCACUGUUAAGAAACAGAAAGUGGAUACCCUUCCUGUUCAAAAACAGAAGCAAAUACCGUUAACAUAAAUAGCUGAGACAAGAACUGGCAAUUGAAUUGAAAUAUAUGAGAUAUCGGGUAUAUGAAGAAUACAGCAGUCCUUAUUAUUUUUAUGUUACUUUUAAAAAAUGCUUGAAAUGAAAAAAAUUUAUAUUCAAAGUCAAAUCAUGUAUAUUACAGGAUAUUACCUAAAUUCUUCUAGGUAUUUUUCAUGAAAUAUUGAUGUAUUCUAAUCUAUUUUAAAAUAUCUUCAAUGAGGGAAAUGUCACAGAAUAAAUUUAUAUUACACAUUUAA